GAAAGGAAACUGAAACUGAUCUGCUGUUGAGCUGUUGUUUGUGUGUCUGUAUUGCUGUAGACAGUGAAAUGGCUGAAGCCAGUGUUUUUUCAGUUGAGCAGUUCAGCUGUCCAGUGUGUCUGGAUCUCCUGAAGGAUCCUGUGACUAUACAUUGUGGACACAGUUACUGUAUGAGCUGCAUUACAGACUGCUGGGAUCAAGAGGAUCAGAAGAGAGUCUACAGCUGCCCUCAGUGCAGACAGACCUUCAGUCCAAGACCUGCUUUAGGAAAAAACACCAUGCUGGCUGAAGUGGUGGAGAAACUGAAGAAGACCAAACUAAAAGCUGCUGUUCCUGCUGGACCUGGAGACGUGGAGUGUGACAUCUGUACUGGAAGAAAACACAAAGCUGUCAAGUUCUGUCUGGUGUGUCUGGAGUCUUACUGUCAAACUCACUUUGAGCGUCAUGAAGAGUUUCACUCAGGAAAGAGACACAAAGUGAUUGAUGCCAUUGGACGACUGCAGCAGAUGAUCUGCCAGAAACAUGAGAAGCUUCUGGAGGUUUUCUGUCGUACUGACCAGCAAUGUGUUUGCAUGCUGUGUGCAAUAGAUGAACAUAAAAACCAUGAGACUGUAUCAACUGCAGCAGAGAGGACAGAGAAAGAGAAACACUUGAAGGAGACACAGAGUGAAAUCCAGCAGAGAAUCCAGCAGAGACAGAAAGAUCUUGAGCAGCUGAGAGAGGCUGUGGAGUCUCAUAAGCGCUCUGCACAGACAGCAGUGGAGGACAGUGAGAGGAUCUUUACUGAGCUCAUCCGCUCCAUUGAGAGAAGCCGCUCUGAGGUGACACAGCGGAUCAGAGAUCAGGAGAAGACUGCAGUGAGUCGAGCUGAAGGACAAAUGGAGCGACUGGAGCAGGAGAUUGAAGAUCUGAAGAAGAGAAACACUGAGCUGGAGCAGCUUUCACACACAGAAGAUCACAUCCAUUUCCUGCAGAGUCUUCAGUGUCUCUCAGCUCCUCCUGAAUCUACAGAAAACAUCUCUGUCAGUUUCCUCUUUUCUUUUGAUGGUGUGAGAGAAUCUGUCUGUCAGCUGAGACUCAAACUGGAGGAUUUCUGCAAAGAGGAGAUGAAAAAGAUAUCUGUCACUCACAGUAACAUUGUUCCCAGAACCAGAGAGGACUUCCUACAAUAUUCGCAUCAGUUCACUCUGGAUCCAAACACUGCACAUAAACACCUCUCUCUGUCUGAAGAGAACAGAGUAGUGACUUACACUCACACACCUCAGCCGUAUCCUGAUCAUCCAGACAGAUUUGAUCGUUAUUAUCAGGUGUUGUGUAGAGAGAGUGUGAGUGGACGCUGUUACUGGGAGCUUGAGUGGAGUGGGAGUGAUGUGUAUAUAGUGUCAUAUAAGAGCAUCAGCAGGAAGGGAUCUGGUUGUGAGUGUCUGUUUGGAUAUAAUGAUCAGUCCUGGAGACUGUCCUGCUCUCCCUCUAGUUUCUCAUUCCGACACAAUAACAAAGAGACUGAACUCCCUGUUUCCUCCAGCUGCAGGAGAAUAGGAGUGUAUGUGGAUCACAGAGCAGGAACUCUGUCCUUCUACAGCGUCUCUGACACAAUGAACCUCAUCCACACAGUCCAGACCACAUUCACUCAGACGCUCUAUCCUGGGUUUUAUGUUUGGGGUCGUCAAUCAUCAGCAAAACUAUUAUAACGAUCUAGAUUAUAGAAAGAUCUACACAUUGUACUGUUAUAUGGUAAAUCUGAAUAUUUAUAUUUUAUGUGUAUUCAUUCACCAUGAAUUUUUAUCCAAAGUAGCUCACAAAAGAGAAACAGUGAAAUACUGUAGGUCUUUUAUUUUCUAAUCUUUAAAGGGGUCAUGACAUGAGAAAUCAAAUUUGCAUCUUUUGGCAUAUAAGAGAUCUUCGUAUCAUUAAAACACCCUGCAAGUUU
Molecule: messenger RNA, 1930 nt
Organism: Cyprinus carpio (common carp)
Lineage: Eukaryota; Metazoa; Chordata; Actinopteri; Cypriniformes; Cyprinidae
Product: E3 ubiquitin-protein ligase TRIM16-like
Molecular function (GO): protein binding; zinc ion binding
Source: RefSeq, a predicted model, not a curated record